AUGGCUUCCUGCAACAGAAUAAACAAGAAGUUGGACGUGAUGGACGAACAACAACACUUGUUCACCUACACGGUUUCAUAUGCGCCGCUGAAAUAUUCGGCGCCAGCCUACGUCACGCCGGGGCAAACAACGGUUGAGCACUACUUCCACAAUCAGCCGACGCCGUCAAAAGACUACCACCAGCAGCUUCCUCCUCCGAAAACCUACCAGCCGCCGCCGUCGACGUCUCCAACCUCCUACCAGCAACUGUCUCUAACAUCAGCCGCUACCGCCACCAGCCUACUCCACCAAAACCACCAGCCGCAACCAUCAAACGCCCACCAGCCGCCACCGCCUCCAAACACCCACCAGCCACCGUGUCAAACUAUAGCUGCACCCACGGCACAGUGUCACAACUACCCCCAACCGCCACUACCCUACCUCCAGCAACGUCCCCAAUCCUACUGGCAGCCACCGGUAACAGCAGCCGCCGCUGCAAGCCUACCCCACCAAAACUACCAGCCCGAUGGAUAG
Salvia splendens (bonfire salvia) is the source of this 513-nucleotide messenger RNA. Its product is annotated as extensin-like. The record is from RefSeq and is a predicted model, not a curated record. Bases 1 to 513 code for a protein of 170 amino acids. Lineage: Eukaryota; Viridiplantae; Streptophyta; Magnoliopsida; Lamiales; Lamiaceae. The transcript has a single exon.